Molecule: messenger RNA, 399 nt
Organism: Macrosiphum euphorbiae (potato aphid)
Lineage: Eukaryota; Metazoa; Arthropoda; Insecta; Hemiptera; Aphididae
Source: the annotation of a GenBank genome assembly
AUGGCUACAAAGUUGAUUAUGUUUGUCGCAUUGUUCGGACACUUGGCCUUUGCGUAUCCACCCACUGAGUACAAAAGUUACGACGCCGACCACUACGAUCACGCGCCUAAGCCAUAUCAUUUCGAGUACGGUGUGAAAGACCUUCACACCCACGACAUCAAGAGCCAACACGAGGUGAGCGACGGUCACGGUAACGUCAAAGGAUCGUACCGUCUCGUGGAACCCGACGGUUCUACCCGCGUGGUCGAGUAUACCGCUGACCACGAACACGGUUUCAAUGCCGUCGUCAAGAAGAUCGACGCACCCAAUCACCACGGCGAGUACUCCGACUCCACGGACUACCAUCAUCACGAGUCGCUCCAUCCGUACGAACAAUCGUCUUACAACAAGUUUUACUGA